CGCCAAUUAGUCGGGUCCUCCACCACUGGAUGGCGCAACUGGACCAUUGUGUGUAAGGAAGUGAACAUGUUGACAUUGUAAUGGUCGCUGAAAGAGCAUUGAAUGAAAGCAGCUUGUUGAUGCGUGCUGCAGGCCGGCAGAAUUCAUCCCCCACAUGUGGGGGGACAGAUGCACAUGGACUUGAGGGCUCACAUCUGAGUCUUCCGGGGUUCAGUCUUCCUAGUGUCCAUGCGUCUGAUAGUACCUCCACACAGACCUUACCACAGCACCUAAGUAAACCAGAGUUCCCUGACACAGGAUGGGAUCGUAUCAAAGUUCUUUUCUACAGAGGCGAGGGUCAGAUGUACUCAGAGGAGUUAAGGAAUAUAGUAAAGAGUGGCAUUGCUGCAGCUGUGGUUGGGAUGGUCUAUGGAGGCCUACCAGGAGCAAGACAUGCCCGUGAGAGAUUCAUCCAGCUCAGCCAGGCUGAAAUUUACCAAAACAGAGUGGAUGCAGUGCGUUCAGCCCAUAAUGCAGCUAUUCGUGGGUUUGUGCGCUUUGGCUGGAGGUGGAGCUGGAGGGUAGCAGCUUUUGUGACCAUGUUUAACACUGUAAGUACUGGAUUGAUAGUGUACAGAGACAAAAAUGCUCUGAGCCAUUUUGCUGUUGCAGGUGCUCUCACAGGAGGAGUGUUCCGGCUGAAUCUGGGACUUAGAGGGCUGCUGGCUGGUACGGCCAUAGGAGCUGUACUGGGGCUGCCAGCUGGAGUUGUAAUCAUUGGUCUGCAGAAGUUGGGGGGUGAGACCAUGCAUGACAAGAGACAACGGGAAAGACGAGAGCUACAUGACCUGAGAGUCGCUGAAUGGAAUGCUCGUCUCAAGCUUACAGAUGAUCUCAUUGGGGAAAUGAAGUGUGAGAAACAUCAGGACAGUGAUAAUGACCUUCAACGAAUAGAGGAGCUCCUCAGUCAACCUAGGAAUGAGAAAGGUGCAAAGAGCUCUGACAGCCAGUAACAUCAGAGACUGGAAAUUUCAUUAACCAAAACUCUCUGCUGAACAUUAUGACUAUGAUCUUUCUAGGAUGUUCUACUAAAUUCCUGGUACCUGCUCCCAGUAUCUGUGUCAAUCACCAUCAUUAUCGAUGUAAUACUUACCUUCAAAUGCAAAUGUUAUUUGCUGCACUUAUGUGCAGAUUCCCUAUUUAUUUUAAAACCUGCAGAAACUUGAUGAAGCUGAUGCAGUUGCGUAAAGUAUUUGGAUUAGACACAUUUACAAGUAACAAAUGUUUUGUGUGUUGUUAUUGUAAUUGAUGGGUCUAACCAAUGUAAAAUAUCAGUGCCAAAUAAACUCAGAAAAAAAAAGAAACAUCUCUUUUUCAGAAUACUAUAGUUUAAAGAACAUUUGUAAAAUCCAAAUAAGUUUACAAAACAAUAUUUUCUGACUCUGAAAAAACAAAAAAACAGAAGAAAGAUGGCCAGGGUCCCUGCUCACCUGCGUGAACAUGCCAUAGAAGGUAUGAGGACUGCAAACGUGUUAAGAAAUUUUCUGGAAAUAAAAGCAGUUGAAAGUGAGAGAAUGUUUCUUUUUUGCUGAGUUUAUAUACAGAUAAAACUAUGAUAAACUGAUUUUUAUUUUCUCUGAGCUGUUAAAAAAUGAAGUAAGGAAUAUUAUAUAUAGCAUCCUUAUAUAACAUUUUUAAAGCGAAAUAACAGUAUGCUAUAACCAGGGGUAAAAUUAAGAUCCUUUUAAGACCAUAAUAUAAGGAAUAAAUUGAAAGGGAAGACAAUAUAACAUCAUGGUCUCUAAAUGUAAUAUAGGGAGCAAGACAUUAGUUGUUUGAAAAUACAACUUCCUAAAGAUCUUCAUUACUUUUUAAUAGCUUAAGACUUGGAUAGCUCUGCUCUCAAACAAUAUGAAAAUAACUACCUUCUGAUCUCACUUCAAAAAGAAGUUUCUUAAAUCAAGAUACAUUUACUUGUAUAGCAAAAUAACAUUAAAUAAGUCUUGUUUUAUGAGAGAUUUAUCAAAAUUAGAACAGGUUAGAAGUACGUUUGUGAUUAAUAAGAACCAGUCUUAAGUGUCAAUUUUUCAAAAUUUAGAUUUAUAGAUCAUCUAAAAGCUGAAUGAAUAAGCUUUCCAUUGAUGUAUGGUUUGUUAGGAUCAGACAAUAUUUGUCUGAGAUACAACUAUUUGAAAAUCUGGAAUCUGAGGGUGCAAAAAAAUCGAAAUAUUGAGAAAAUCGCCUUUAAAGUUGUCCAAAUGAAGUUCUUAGCAAAGCACAUUACUAAUCAAAAAUUAAGUUUUGAUACAUUUACGGUAAGAAAUUUACUAAAUAUCUUCAUGGAAUAUGAUCUUUACUUAAUAUCCUAAUGAUUUUUGGCAUAAAAGAAAAAUUGAUAAUUUUGACCCAUACAAUGUAUUUUUGGCUAUUGCUACAAACAUACCCCAGUGACUUAAGACUGGUUUUGUGGUCCAGGGUCACAUAUAUCUGCAAAUAGGGUCAGAAAAAUCUACUUCAUUCAACGGGAAAACAAGUUUGCAUUCUCCAUGGACAGAUGUUUGUUCUUGUUUUAAGCAUAAGCUCGGUUUUUUUCAGUUUCUCAGAAAACAAGACUUCACAUCUUCAUUUUGCAUCUCAAGUAAAUGUAUCUUGAUUCAAGGACCUUUGGAUAUUUGUAUUGGAAGGCAAAAUCACAGAGCAAGAUUUUUUGCAAUGCAUCUUUCUGCUCUGAUUUAAGAUCCUUAUAAGACUUUAAUUGGUGGAAGCACAAAUUAAGACUCUUUCAGCCCUGCAAAAUAAAUAAAUCAAUACAAAUUAUAAUAAUAAAACCUGUAUAACUCCUCA
Onychostoma macrolepis is the source of this 2823-nucleotide messenger RNA. RefSeq names its product translocase of inner mitochondrial membrane domain containing 1 (gene timmdc1). The transcript is spliced from 8 exons. The coding region runs from base 81 to 992 and encodes 303 amino acids. Gene Ontology annotation, cellular component: mitochondrion. The record is from RefSeq and is a predicted model, not a curated record. NCBI's taxonomy places the organism in Eukaryota, Metazoa, Chordata, Actinopteri, Cypriniformes, Cyprinidae.